Molecule: messenger RNA, 698 nt
Organism: Lycium barbarum (goji berry)
Lineage: Eukaryota; Viridiplantae; Streptophyta; Magnoliopsida; Solanales; Solanaceae
Product: non-specific lipid-transfer protein 2-like
Exons: 2
Coding region: 96-440 (114 amino acids)
Biological process (GO): lipid transport
Cellular component (GO): membrane
Molecular function (GO): lipid binding
Source: RefSeq, a predicted model, not a curated record
GUACACAACACUCCAGCCAAUACAUUUGUAGUAUAUCGUCCUUACAGCUUCCCUCACUACUCACUAGUAUUUCAUCUUCCUCAAUUUUUGUAACAAUGGAAAUGGUUGGAAAAAUUGCAUGCUUUGUGGUUUUGUGCAUGGUCGUGGUUUCACCCCAUGCAGAGGCACUGACCUGCGGCCAGGUUCAAUCUGGCUUGGCACCCUGCCUCCCUUAUCUACAGGGUAGCGGCCCUCUUGGAGGCUGUUGUGGCGGAGUUAAAGGUCUUUUGAGUGCUGCCAAGACCCCAGCAGAUCGCAAGACAGCAUGCACUUGCCUGAAAUCAGCUGCUAAUUCUAUUAAGGGCAUUGAUGCCGGCAAAGCCGCUGGUCUCCCUGGUGCUUGUGGCGUCAACAUUCCCUACAAGAUCAGCCCCUCCACUGACUGUUCCAAGGUCCAGUAAGGCACAUAAAAGAUCAGUUCUCCACCGCGUGAUUUGGUAGUAGCGCAAUCAUGAGGAGAAGAAUAAGGAUGGAUAUUGGAGUGCAUGUGAUCCUGCUUUGGAUCCAUGUCUAUGUUUUAAUUAUCAGUUGUAUCUUUCUCUUUUUAUGUGUGUCUUUUAAUUUGGAGUCAUAAUCGAGUCUUGUAAUGAACCUUGGCGGUUGGUUGUAUUACAACCUAAUCUUCAUAGUAAUACAUAUUCUACUAUCCUUUAUUCCUA